AUGUUUCAACAGUUUACCAACAAACCAGACAGUGUCCCAAACUUUGGCGGUAUACCUGAUAGUGUCUCACUGUUGAUCAGCAUUCCAGAUUGUGUCCAAUGGAUAUCAGACAGUUUCCAACAGUUUGACAGCACAACAGACAGUGUCCAAAAGUUUGGCAUCAUACCAGACAGUGUUUCAAAGUUGGUCAGCAUACCAGACAGUGUCCCACAGUUUGUUAGCAUACCAGACAGUGUCUCACAGUUGAUCUGCAUACCAGACAGUGUCCAAGUGUUUGUCAGCAUACCAGACAAUAUUCCAUGGCUUGUCAAUAUACCACACAGUGUCCAACAGUUUAUCAGCAUAGCAGACAGUAUUCAAUGGAUACAUGACAGUGUCCCACAGUUUGUAAGCGUACCAGACAGUUCACGACCGUUCGUAAGCAUACCAUACAGUGUCCAACAGUUUGUCAGGUUACAAGACAGUGUCCCAAAAUUUGGCAGCAUACCUGACAGUGCCCCACAAUGUUCACCAGUACAAGAUACAAUCCAUCUUCAGAGAAUCAAGCUACCCUUAAAGUUGCUGGAGAUCGUCCACGAGGAACAUCAUCAUAUCAUCAUGGCGCUACAUAGGAAAUCCUCCCGAUUUUGUGAAAACGCCUUUGCGGGAUUCGUGGUUUUUGCUUGUGGAGUGUCAAUCCUAAUCUCAAUGAAAUCACACUCGUUCUCGAGAACGAGUAGAAUCUUUAAAUUGCAGAUGUCACGGGAGGUACAAGAAAAUAGGAAAAUUUUCCUAGCAGUAUUUGGUGAAAACAGAAACUAUGAAAAUAUAGGAAAAGAACAGUCACAAGCAUCCAAAAAGCUUGAAAACAAGAACGAAAUAACAGGCUGGUUUCAAAGAAAGCCGACAGAGAAGUAUAUAUCAGGAAAGUUUCAUCCAAUCUUAGUUAAACCAAGCCUGAUUUCGAAUUCCGUUUGUAAGAAUUCUACCGUAGAUAUUCUUAUUUACUCCUUGAGUUCCUGGAACAAUUUUCACCAGCGAAUAGCAAUGCGAGAAUCGUGGGCAGGAACGAAUACGUUCACCGAUAUCCAAAUCAAAACUGUAUUUUUUCUUGGGCGGCCACCUACAGCAGCCGAUCAAACACAGAUUGAAUCCGAAAACGAAAAGUAUGGGGAUAUAGUUGAGGGAGAUUUCCUAGACGGGCGCACUAAAAUUUCUAUGAAAAGUCUGCUAGCCCUGCAGUGGAUCAAUGAUAAUUGUCUUCAUGCGAAAUACAUCAUCAAGGCCGACGAUGAUAUGUUCGUCAACAUUUUCUACGUUAUUGAAUUCGCUGUGUCUGAAAUUUUCACAGAAAACAAAGUAAUCAUGUGUCACGUGCGACCUAACAACACGAACGUAAUAGUAAGAAAUAGAAAUAGUAGAUGGUACAUUCCAGAUAAUAUUCUGCCUGGUCAGAAAACUUUCCCGACUACUUGUUUUGCCAAUAUGAUCUUAUUCACUGCGGACCUGGUACCGGAAAUGUACAGAGCCUCCUUUUCAGUGCCCUACUGUACAGUCGAUGACGUGUACAUUUUUGGAAUGCUAGUGGAGCUCGUGAAAGACACACAUUUCCAGUCUAUUGGCGCUACCAUCUCAAUGGACCAAAACGAAGCUUAUCAGAAUUUGGUUUAUCAAACACAUCCCCAAUAUCUCGCAAGUGAAGUUAAAAAUACUGAGUACUUCAGAAAAUUUUGGGACGCCGCUUUACGAAGAGUGCCUUCAUGGGCAAAGGGUCGCUUAGCUAAAAAUUAUUCAACAUAAUAUUCUUUAUCGUUUUGUUUUUAACUAAUAUGACGCUGAUAUGUAUAAGUAUUUUCGUGUAAUAACAACGAAUAAUAAUAAAAGCAACAAACUAACUUUUUUGGCCAGAUAUCUUAAAAGGUUUAUAACAUGUCCAUUUUAUAUUGUAUCGAAAGAGAAUAUAUGUUCUGGUGUCAUUGAACAAGACUAUAGUGUAACCUAUCAUCUUCUAGAUAUCUGUACUUGGCAACGGGUUUGAAUGCAAUAACAUUCCUAAUGCGCAAUAUUCUUUCACUAUGUAAAGAAUUACAUAAUUUAUCAAAAUUUAUUGAUCCCCCCACUCUCUUUCUCUCAUGCUGUGUACUUGCGGUUGUACGAGAGUGCGAGAUGCGUAUGAAUAUACAGAAUGAACAUGUGAUUACUUAAGUAUUGUAAAUAUGCCAUCUUGAGUUAGAUAUAUAGGCCUAGAUGUUUUAUUGUUGGGGAAAGACUUUGUAUAAGUUGUACGAGCGGUGCCCAAUUCCGGUGCAAUUGA
Molecule: messenger RNA, 2293 nt
Organism: Ylistrum balloti
Lineage: Eukaryota; Metazoa; Mollusca; Bivalvia; Pectinida; Pectinidae
Exons: 4
Coding region: 1-1779 (592 amino acids)
Cellular component (GO): membrane
Molecular function (GO): hexosyltransferase activity
Source: RefSeq, a predicted model, not a curated record